AUGGCAGAAGAAGAUAGGAUGAGUGGUUUACCCGAUGAAUUGCUAUGUCAAAUUCUGUCAUUUUUACCCUCAGAGGAAAUCCCGAGCACAAGCCUUCUCUCAAAGCGAUGGAGGCGAGUCUGGCUAGGGAUGCCAAAUGCAGAUAGAAUCAGUAUUUUACCUGAUGAACUGCUAUGUCGCAUCCUAUCUCUUUUGCCUGCAAAACAAAUCAUGGUCACAUCCCUUCUCUCAAGGCGCUGGAGAUCACUCCGUCCAAGAAUGACGGAAAUCAACAUUGAUGACACUAGCUAUAUCCAUGACCGCGAUGCCUAUGACAGAUAUUAUCAUGUCAUCGCCUUGUUUUUGUUUGAAAUGAAAAUCCAUCAUCCUAUCAUGAAAACUGUUACUAUUCUCUCUGCAUCUCCCUUCUUUAAUCCGUUACCUUUAUGGCUUAAUUGUCUCAAAGUUCAACAUCUCGAUGUAACUUCUUCCGCCACCCUUUGCCUUUGUGUACCAUAUAAGGUUCUAACUUCCACAGCUCUCGUUGUUUUGAAGUUGAAUGCCUUGACUAUAGACUAUGUUCAUAGAUCUUCUACUAAUUUGCCUUCCCUUAAAAUCCUCCACUUGACCCAAGUUCAUUUUCUAAAGCUUAAAUUUCUCAUCAAGAUUCUCUCCAUGUCUCCGCUUCUUGAGGAUCUUCUCUUGAAAGAUUUACAAGUUACAGACAAUACUCUUGCUCAGGAUGAUGCUGCUGCUUUGAAACCUUUCCCCAAACUGCUUAGAGCAGACAUUUCUGACUCUUGUAUUUCUCCUCUUUUACUGCCCCUCAAACUCUUUUAUAAUGUCCAUUUUCUACGCUCUCAACUACAAACACUAGAGGAACAACAAGACACUCAGUUUCUCAGUUUAACUCAUUUGGACCUUAGCUUUGAUCAUGGAUAUUACUGGAUUUCCCUAAUCAAAUUCAUAUGCGCCUGCCCCUCUCUUCAAACUCUCACCAUUCGCAAGAUUGGAGGAGGCUAUGGAUUAUUAAGUAAUGAUGAUCACAAUAACUGGCCGCAUCCACAAUUUGUCCCCCAAUGCAUUUCAUCACAUCUACAAAUGUUCUCUUUUAUUAAUUAUGGAGGCAACCUAAGCGAGCUUCAAUUCACCAAAUAUGUUGUCCAAAAUGCAACUCUCUUGCGCAACGUCACCAUCUACAGAAAUACCUCUUCAAAUCCACCCAAGGACCUUCAAAUCAUCAAAGAAUUACACUACUGUCAAAAGGAGAAGAAAGAGGAUUCCGUUACCCACCAACUUCAUUUUGAAUGGAUCUAG
Messenger RNA from Medicago truncatula (barrel medic), 1296 nucleotides. Its product is annotated as F-box/FBD/LRR-repeat protein At4g26340. The coding region runs from base 1 to 1296 and encodes 431 amino acids. Lineage: Eukaryota; Viridiplantae; Streptophyta; Magnoliopsida; Fabales; Fabaceae. Gene Ontology annotation, molecular function: protein binding. The transcript has a single exon. The record is from RefSeq and is a predicted model, not a curated record.